Messenger RNA from Chrysoperla carnea, 2792 nucleotides. RefSeq names its product oxygen-dependent coproporphyrinogen-III oxidase (gene Coprox). Lineage: Eukaryota; Metazoa; Arthropoda; Insecta; Neuroptera; Chrysopidae. Bases 65 to 1237 code for a protein of 390 amino acids. The record is from RefSeq and is a predicted model, not a curated record. Gene Ontology annotation, molecular function: coproporphyrinogen oxidase activity. The transcript is spliced from 5 exons. Gene Ontology annotation, cellular component: mitochondrial intermembrane space; cytoplasm.
UUAUGAUUUAAUUUUACAUAAAUAUUAAUUUUUUAUUAACGUGGCAUUCUUUAUAGAAAGAAAAAUGGCUACGAAAAUUUUUAUACGAACUUUUAAUACACUUUCAACACUUUCAUUAUCACGAAAUCAACGAAAUAUUGCUUUAAAACUCAGAAUAUGGGGCACGGCCACUGUUGGUAUCAGUUUAUCAACAUAUUUAGGAUUAAAAAAAGCACAAAUGGCUGAAUCAGUAUUAUUAGAUAAACGAAAUUUUAUGGCUGAUCCAAUUACACCGCUAGAUGAACUGGCGAAAAAUUCUGAUGAUAUGAAAUCAAUAAUGGAGCUAAUGAUUAUGAAAAUACAGACUGAUUUUUGUAGAGCGUUAGAAAAUGAAGAAUUAGAUGGAACUAAAUUUAAGGUAGAUCGUUGGGAACGUCCAGAAGGUGGGGGCGGAAUUACAUGUAUUAUGCAAGGUGGGAGUGUUAUUGAAAAGGGUGGUGUGAAUAUUUCGGUGGUUAAAGGGACAUUACCGAAAGCAGCUGUUGCACAAAUGCGAUCUAGGGGUAAAACUUUAACUGAUGGUCCGUUACCGUUCUUUGCGGCGGGUGUCAGUUCUGUUAUACAUCCAAGAAAUCCAUUAGUUCCUACAAUUCAUUUCAAUUAUAGAUAUUUCGAAGUUCGUGAUGGAGACAAUGUUCAAUGGUGGUUUGGUGGUGGAACUGAUUUGACUCCAUAUUACUUAAAUGAAGAAGAUGCCAAACAUUUUCAUAAAACUUUAAAAGAAGCUUGCGAUGAACAUGACAAGAGUUACUAUCCAAAAUAUAAAAAAUGGUGUGACGAUUACUUUUUCAUAACUCAUAGAAACGAACGUCGUGGAGUUGGUGGUAUUUUCUUUGAUGAUUUAGACACUCCAGAUCAAAAGAGUUGUUUUCAAUUUGUUAAAUCUUGCGCCGAGGCUGUUAUUCCAUCGUAUGUUCCAAUGGUUCAAAAACAUAAAUUUGAUGCUUAUGGUAAGCAAGAACGUCAAUGGCAAUUACUUCGUCGUGGAAGAUACGUGGAAUUCAACUUAAUUUACGACAGAGGUACUAAAUUUGGAUUGUACACACCCGGAGCGCGGUAUGAAAGUAUUUUAAUGUCAUUACCAUUAGAAGCGAGAUGGGAGUACAUGCAUAUUCCAGACCCACAAACUAAGGAAGGUCAAUUAAUUGAAAUAUUGAAAAAUCCAAAAGAUUGGUUGAAUCUUAACAAAAGUCAAUGACAAGACGCUUUUCCAGGAAAUCAUUCACCACUGUUGACGAACCUGUAUCUAUCAGAUUUACUUUAAGAAAAAUUUAUAUUUCUAGGAAUAACCUGUUUUUGUUAUCACAUUCCUAUCAUUCUUGAAGUGAAAAUAUUUUUAGAAAAUUUAUACUUGUUAAUUGUUAAUGUAUAAAAAAGAUUUCUUAUAUUCCAAAAAUAUUAAAAAAUUUAAUUAUAUUCAAAUAGAUAUUUCUACCAAUGGAACUCUUCGAAUGGAUCAUUCUUUCCAUUUCUCUUAAGAUUCACUGGUAGGGAAAAUUAUGUGGCAAGACAAGAUUGAUCAAUGGAAGGGCAUCUCCUGAAAGACAAUAGGGAACUAGUGUAUUAUUUUAAAUUCUAUAUUAAUAACUGUUGCUGUAUUACCUCCGUGACCCAGGCACCCUUAAACAAUAUAAUUUAAUUGUUUCAUAAUUAAAUUAAUUCCCAUGGAUAUCGCAUUCCAAACCCCAUUGAAAAAUUAUUGUGAGUCCUUUCGUUGUCGAUAAAUAGGUAAUAAAAAAACAUCUAGUUACUGUACGAUUUUUUAAGCUCGAUUUUCUUUUGUUAAUUCAUAUAUUUUCGAGUUAAAAUCAGUAACAAUUGACGACUGUACGUCUUUGAAAAUACAAGUGUGCGUUGUCAUAUUUCAUUCUCGAUAAACAAUAUUGUAUCGGGUGCUGAAGAAUAUUUCGAGAUAAUUUUUCUAUUGCAAAUCGAAACAUUUUUUAAAAUUAAUAUCAAUCGACGGCGCGUCUUCAAAUAUACAAAAGUACAUAAUGGAAAUAUUGAUUAUAUCAAUAUUAAUGAAGAAAUCAAUAAAAAAAAACAAUAAUUGCGAAUUCUUGAUAAUGUGUUAAUUAAAACUACGUUGUGCGCACAUCUUGAGUUUGAUAUUAGAUGGUUGAGAUUACUCAGGAACAUACAGUAAUCUGCUGGAUCAAUUCUAGCAAGCGUUUGCAACAACAAAGAAUUCAGACGAUACUUCGAACUGAAGAUGGUCACUUGCCAGUCUUCAACAGACUGCAAUGACAUUUUCAAUUAUGGAUUAUUUCGAUAAUAUUGACAGUAUUUUUGCAGACGCGCCGUCGGUUAAUUAAGUCGAAAUGUAUGAAUCAAAAAUCGACCUCAAAAAAUCGUACAGCACCAGGAUGUUUUUUAUUAUUUAUCGAAAACAAAUGAACUUUGCAACAAUUUUGCAAAGGAUUUUGUAAUGCGGCGCCCAUGCGCAAUUAUUUUAAUUAUGUAACAAUAAAUUUUAUUGUUAUGGGUGCCUGGGUCACGGAGAUUUACAGCAUCAGUUACGAUCGACAUAUUUAGGUAAGAUGCAGUAUUAGGUAUUAAAUAUUUACUUCCGUUUUCCGAAACUUCGUCUUCUUAACAACUAUAAUGACAGCUAGGUUUUUAUACAAAAAAACAGAGUUAAAUAUGUCUAGUUCUACCAAGGUUAAAUAUAAGUUAUACAUUUCAAAGUUUCGCACAUAUCAUAUGUGUCAAUAAGUCCAUUUCAAUUAUUCAAUUUGCCAUGUAAUUCUUCA